AUGCGCCUAACCGAUGUCUCCGUCGAUGUAUCGAGCGGAGUUUCCGACGAAGUAGCGCGCACUGGAGGUGACGACCGGCUUGAGUCUGCAGUUAUCAAGACGGCACUCAAGCAGCUCCGCCGCGCCUCGUACUUCACGCGCUACUGGCAGGAAGAGCAGGACGCCUCCGAGAGCCGCUACGACCCCGCGGGCCUGCUGCUGACGCUGCUCGCGCUCUUCUGCUUCUUCAUGUCCGGGUACUGGAUCGCCAACCUGUCGCUGCUCAUGCGGCUGGGCAAUCUGGAGACGCUGCAUGUGCGGCGCAGUCUGCUGCUGUCGGGGUUAGCCUCGCUCGUCUACGGCUGCAUGCACGCCGUGCUGCCCACACUGCGCGACGACGCGUCCGCGGCAUACAAGGUCACGGCGGCGCUGGUGCUGGUGAUGCAGGCCACGCCGCCGCUCAUCAUCCUCGUCAACUUGCGCGGCAUUAAGCGUUCAAUGCUCAACGCGUCCGUGCAGGGCCGCAACGUCAUCCGCAGGUGCACGGGUUGCUACGUGUGCGCGGCAGUGUUCACGCUUCCCUUCACGCUCGUGUUCGUCCUCAGGACCGUGGGGGCCGUGGCGGAGACGACGAACUACCUGCUGCUCAUUGCCAGCGCGCUGCUCUACGGCACGAUUCUGAGCUGCAAUUGCUACUGUACGACGACGGAGACGACGGUGCAGCCCCCGCAGGAGAUCAAUGUCGUCGACGACGACACCACGUCGUCAUCUGUCGACGGAUCGCCUGAAGUGCUGACAGAUGGAGCCGCGAUGCCCGGCAGCACGGCUUAUAUUGGCCUCGCUUCCGGCAGCGUGCUUGGGAUCAGGGGCGGACUGCUGGCUGGAGAUUUCAUCGCCGGAAUGGUAACACAGAGCCUCGCCGUGAAGAUCGGAGAAGGCUCCAGUGCAAUGGUGUAG
Molecule: messenger RNA, 936 nt
Organism: Phytophthora nicotianae INRA-310
Lineage: Eukaryota; Oomycota; Peronosporomycetes; Peronosporales; Peronosporaceae
Exons: 2
Coding region: 1-936 (311 amino acids)
Source: RefSeq, a predicted model, not a curated record